Messenger RNA from Miscanthus lutarioriparius, 1197 nucleotides. The record is from the annotation of a GenBank genome assembly. Lineage: Eukaryota; Viridiplantae; Streptophyta; Magnoliopsida; Poales; Poaceae.
AUGGCCGGCAAGUUCCCGUCGGACCACCUCAGCGCUGCCCUCCUCCGGGAGACGGACCCGGCCGCCGCGCUCCGCCUCUUCCUUAACCCGCCGAACGCCACGCUUUCCGCCCCAUUCCGCUACUCCCUCCGCUGCUACGACCUCAUCAUCUCCAAGCUUGCCGCCGCGCGCCUCUUCUCCGCCAUGGAGUCCAUCCUCUCCUGCCUCCCGCCCGCCGUCCCCUCCUCCGUCUGCCGCGACGCCGGUAUCUCACCCAACGAGUGCACCUAUAACAUCCUCAUGCGAGCGGCGGCAGCGGCGGGCUCCCUCGAGCACGUGCGCCACCUGUUCGACGAAAUGCUGCUUAUAGGAGUGUCGCCAACUGUCACCACGUUCGGCAUCAUGGUCGCUGCACUAUGCGACGCUGACAAACUGGAACAAGCAUUCGAGGUGAAGGAGGCCAUGGUUAGGCGGUACAACGUGUCGCCAAAUGCUUCUUUGUAUGCCAGUCUCAUCAAGGGGCUCUGCCAGAGACAGAAGGUAGAUGCUGCAAUGAGGCUCAAGGAUGAGAUGGCCGGGAACGCAGAACUUGUGCGAGUUUCAGCUGUUUAUGGUACGCUUGUACGGGCAUUGUUCCAGGUAGGGCGCAAAGAUGAGGUAGUUGGAUUGCUGAAGGAGAUGAAAGAGAGGGAGAUCGUGCCUCAUAGGGUGGUGUUCAAUGCCAUGAUUGCCGGUUUGUAUGAGGAUGAGAGAGAUCCUGGUGCUGCAUUGGCUGUGCUUGAUGACAUGCAGAAGAAGCAUAGGUGCAAGCCGGAUGGGGCGAGCUAUAGUACGUUGGUUGCGGGUCUGUGCAAGCUGGGCAAGUGGCGGGAUGCGAUUGAAUUAGUCAAGGACAUGCCAAGGCGGGGCUUCCCUCCGGAUGUGGUGACCUACAGAAUGCUCUUCGAUGGGUUGUGUGCUGCUGGUGAGUUUCAUGAGGCAAACAAGGUUUUGGGUGACAUGACUGUCAAGGGUUUUGCACCAAGAAUGGAUGGCGCAAGGAAGUUUGUUGAGGGGGUUGAGAAGGAAGGAGAUGCAUUGUUGCUGGAGGUGUUGUGCAGUCUGGCGAAGGUGAAUGCUCUGGAGUCAGGUGGAUGGGAGAAAGCUGUGGGUGGUGUGUUCAAUGAUCGUGGAAAGUUGAGGUUAGAGAAGCAGCUAGAGUCUAUAAGGUUUACUUGA